UGCGCGCAAGAGGUGCUCAGCCAGCUGGAGGAAAGUUGAGCCGAAGUUGGGCAGGGAGGGAGCAAGGAUGCCUACGAUGCUGUGCUGCUGGGGGAACGGCUCCUUCGGGCAGCUGGGGCUGGGCGAGGACGGGGUCUCGGAGCCGCUGCCUUUCCGUCGGGCCCCCGAAGCCCCCGGUGGGCCGGAGGUGGUGCUGGUGGCCUGCGGGGAGCGGCACUCGCUGCUGCUUCGGGCCGAUGGCAGCGUGGCUUCUUGCGGGGACAACGCCCAGGGGCAGCUGGGCAGGAGGCUCCCCCCGGGGCAGCGGCGCGCCCACGUGCCAGAGCAAAUUCAAGCGCUGGAAACACAAACCAUUGUCUACGUAAGCUGUGGGAAGGAGCACUCACUGGCCGUUUGCAACAACGGGAGAGUUUUUUCGUGGGGAGCUGGAGCUUUUGGACAGCUGGGCACUGGAGAAUUAAAAGAGCGUCUGAUUCCAAAGAAGGUGGAUGGUUUGUCUAAAUACAAAAUAAUACAAGUUGCUUGCGGGAAUUAUCACUCAAUAGCCCUGGCGAAAGAUGGCAGAGUUUUCUCAUGGGGGCAGAACACUCACGGCCAGCUUGGUCUUGGUAAAGAAGUCACGAACCAGGCUAGGCCACAGCAAAUUUCUGCUCUUGACGGCAUCCCGUUGGCUCAAGUGGCUGCCGGCGGGUCACAGAGUUUUGCCCUGUCCCUUUCCGGAGUUGUGUACGGAUGGGGAAAGAACAACGCACACCAGCUGGGAUUGAGUCAGGCCGACCCCAAAGAGCAAAUCUUCAAACCGCACUCAAUAGCUGCUCUGAGGAAACUUGAUGUGAGUUACGUCAGCUGUGGAGAUGAACAUACCGCUGUGCUCACUCAGAACGGCAGCGUAUUCACAUUUGGAGAUGACAGCGCUGGACAACUAGGGCGUAGUUCUUCAGCCCUAAAGACUGGCCCCGAGAAACUUGACUCAGUUGAUGGUCCAGUUUCUCAUCUGGCGUGUGGAAGCUAUCACACUGUUUGUAUCUCUGCUUCUGGGCAACUGAUAUCUUUUGGACAUGGACUCCAGCAGCGCAAUGGAAGUGGACCAUCUUCUAGCAAAAGCGACAGGAGACCAUGCUUUAACAUCAGCGCUCUGGUUUCUCCUAAUGAAUUGCUGGGUGUCCGAGUAAAACGGAUUUUUGCUGGACCAUACGUCACCUUUGCCACGGUGCUUCGGACGCAGGAUUCUGCGUAUGCAAAUACACCCACCUCUAUGGAAACCUUGCCAAAGAUUAGCCUGAUGGACAGGGCACUGAUGGAGAAGUGGUUGUUGGCAACAGCGGAAAGUGUGACGCGGCAGACGGCCAAAAGAGAAAUCGAAGCAAUAUUUUCUUCCUCUCCUUGUUUAGCAGCAAGUUUUCUGAAACCACGAUCUGCCAUGGAGACUGGCUGCUGCGUAGCAGUGGAUCUUCAGAAAGCGAGAGAAAUGCUUGAGGAACUUGCUACAAGGGACUGGAUUGCUGGCAGGAUCUUUUCUUCUUUGCUGGACAACCUGAUUCCUGCCCUUCCACUGAAUUCUCCUCACCAGGAGGCUCUCUCCAGCUUCCUCCUGCUGCCAGAGUGCUGUGCAGCGCUGGAAGCCCAGAAGAUGCAGCAUUUGGCUAUUCCCUUUGCAAAGGCUGUCAAGGGCCUGAGCAAGCGCUCUUUGGACAUUCUAGAAAAAUGUUGGUCCUUCUUGCCAGCCUCGCAUUUAGACCGAAUAGUUCAGAUGCUAAAGAAAGUGGUGCUCUCUCAGCUGCCCUGUUACUCAUACUACCCUGCCUGCCAGGUGCUGUUACCUCUCCUGGAAGUCCUGAAAAAGCUUUACAAGGUCAACAAGAGGGCUAACUGCAAGCUCCCGCUAAGCAACUUCUACAUUGAUGAAAUCCGUCAAAUAAUUAAUCCCUUUGCAGAUUUGGCAAGGUGGCAUGUAUGGGUGGAAGCCAUGAAAUUGAACAAAGAGGACAACUGUCCCGUCUCUUUGUGCUGCUUUCCUUUUGUCUACAAUCCGCUGACGAAGAUGGAAAUAUUUGAUUACGAGUCUUAUAACCUGCAAGAGAUUGUAAAGGCCAAUGCUUGUGAUACAUUGGUACGCAAUCGACUCCUGAGAAAGGACGAACUCCCUAAACUGCCUGUCUUCCCUUUGAGGGUACGACGCAAGAACCUUGUGGAAGAUACUUUGCGCAAACUGAGUCAAGUAGAGGACAUUAGCCUGAAAAUGCAACUCUUGAUUGAGUUUGAAGGCGAGAUGCCUGGUCACGAAACUGGAGGAGUCUUGUUUGAGUUCUUUUCCUAUGUGUUUGAGGAGAUGGUGCAGCCGGACUAUGGGAUGUUUAUGUGCUGUGAGCAAAACUCCCCCAUAUGGUUUCCUUCUAGGCCCUCGGUGGAGAAGAAUAAAUAUCUUUUCUUUGGGAUCCUCUGCGGGCUCUCCAUGUUCAACAGAGUCACUGCCUAUGUGCCUUUCCCGCUUGCUGCCUUUAAAAAACUGCUGGGCAAGAAACCUACCCUUGAUGAUCUGAAGGAGCUAAGCCCUGUCUUAGGGAGGAGUUUGCAGGCAGUUCUUGAUUAUGAGCAUGAUGACUUCGAAACAAGCCAUGAACUGACUUACAAUAUAUCUUGGGACAACGUGGAUGUCGACUUAAUUCCAAACGGCAGUUCUGUCGCUGUGAACAAUUCAAACAAGAAGGAGUUUGUCAACAAGUAUGUGGAUUACGUCUUCAACAAAUCAGUGGAGGGAAUUUUCCAAGAGUUCAAGAGAGGGUUUUACAAAGUCCUCGAUGAACGGAUGGUUGCCUUCUUUGAGCCUCAGGAACUGAUGGAUGUGGCGAUUGGGAACGCAAAUUAUGACUGGGAGUUAUAUGAGAAGAACACUGUGUACUGGGGGAUAUACAGUGAAACACACCCUACCGUAAGGAUGUUCUGGAAGGUUUUCCACGAACUCACUUUGGCGGACAAAAAAGGCUUUCUGUUGUUUGUUUUAGGAAGUGACCGGGUCCCUGUGGUAGGAAUGGACUCCUUGAAGCUAACAAUCCACUCGCACAAGUCACUUUCAGAAGAACAUAUCCCUGAGGCCCAGAUCUGCUUUCACCUCCUUCUUUUGCCACCUUAUUCAACCACAGGAAAACUGAAGGAGAAACUUCUCCAGGCUAUUGAGAACAAUCGUGGCUUUGGCAAGCAACUCUAAUACAGGGACUUGCAAGAUGUGUAGCUUUUGUCUUCAAAUGAAGGGAAGUUUGCCUUAUCAGGCAGUCUGCUCACUGGCCUUUUAACUGGCCUUUGGUCAGUUGAUUGACUGAUUUCUCUCUCCCCACACCCACAAUUUAAGAAAAAAUAUUUUAGACCUUAGUAUAGCCUGCUUCUAUGUGUAAUCACGUCCACAGUGGCCUCAUUACUCCAGGGCUAAUUCAUCCAGCCAGUUAUUUCCUAAAUUGUUAUUUUCCUGUAGUUUUCCUAUUAUCCCACUUUCAAGGUGCAUUUUAAUGAUUACUUUUAAAGGUACCAUUGCAACAACAGCACGGACAUUUUAAUGUGUGAACAGACAGGCUGGUGCCUCACUCCACUUGGAGAUGCAGAAUGUUAUCUUUUAUUGUUCUUAUUUAUUUAUAUGUACCAAAAUGUAAGUGAGAACACAGAAUAGAUUCAAAUCAGCACACAUAUUAUUCUGGAAAGAGUACUAAAAGCAAAGUAUAUUGGAAUUAUAGACUUUCAGGCAAAACAGACUGUGUGUUUAAUAUUUUACGGUAAAAACCCUGCUAAAU
This is a messenger RNA of Podarcis muralis (Common wall lizard), 3779 nucleotides long. RefSeq names its product putative E3 ubiquitin-protein ligase HERC6. NCBI's taxonomy places the organism in Eukaryota, Metazoa, Chordata, Lepidosauria, Squamata, Lacertidae. Gene Ontology annotation, molecular function: ubiquitin-protein transferase activity. The record is from RefSeq and is a predicted model, not a curated record.